Myotis myotis is the source of this 3151-nucleotide messenger RNA. It is a transcript of the gene FIZ1, whose product is annotated as FLT3 interacting zinc finger 1. The record is from RefSeq and is a predicted model, not a curated record. The transcript has 2 exons. Lineage: Eukaryota; Metazoa; Chordata; Mammalia; Chiroptera; Vespertilionidae. Bases 716 to 2221 code for a protein of 501 amino acids.
UGGUAGAGGGAGCUGGGUGGUUGGUGGGAGGGGCUCCGGUAAAUGGGUGGGCUCAAUAAAGGGGCGUGGUUUAGCGGGGCUGGUUGGAGGGUCCUCAUGGGACUGAGUGGGAAAUGAGGCUCCAUGGGGAGGUGGGAGGAGCUUAGGGUAAAAGGCGUGGAGUGUGCCCCGGGGUGUUUCUUAGAGGAAGUGGGGUUUAGGAGUGUAAUCUGGGGAGCCUUAGUGGAAAUAGCAAGCGAAAAGAGUUUCAGUUGGUUUUAUCCAAGGUUCCAGGACUUUAUUCUUCAAAGGAGAGUGGGAGGAGCUCACAAGGGAGUGGGAGGGGCUUGUCCAAGAAUAGAAGGGGGAUCCUGGAACAGUGGGAGGGACUAUGAAGGAGUGGGCGGUGCCUGUGCAAGAGUGGGCGGGGCUUAGAGAGGAAUGGGAGUCUGCAAAGAGGGGGUGAGACUUCAAAACACUCAGUGGGAUAGAGGCUACUUGGAAUGAUUAGAAAGAUUGGCAGAUGAGUGGGAGAAGGGUUUGUAGGUAACUGGGUGGGGCUUAAAGAGAGUGGGCGUGGCCUAGGUGGGCGUGGCUUCCAGGGGAUAGUGACUGGCCUGUGAUUCUCAAGAGCCAAUGGGGGAGGACUAAUGGGGAGGUGCCGCCCUCACCUUCGCUCCUUGUCUACCCUGCUCCAGAGAGCCCCCGCCCGCCACUGACCUCACGCCUCACCACCAUGGAUGACGCCCCGCUGCCAGCGCCCCCUGUCCCCGCGCCGGCCCCGGCCCCAGCACCGACGGCUGCCGCCGCCCCACGCGUGCCGUUUCACUGCAGUGAGUGUGGCAAGAGCUUCCGCUACCGCUCGGACCUGCGGCGCCACUUCGCGCGUCACACUGCUCUCAAGCCCCACGCGUGUCCGCGCUGUGGCAAAGGCUUCAAGCACAGCUUCAACCUGGCCAAUCACCUGCGCUCGCACACGGGCGAGCGGCCCUACCGCUGCUCCGCUUGCCCCAAGGGCUUCCGAGACUCCACCGGCCUGUUGCACCACCAGGUCGUCCACACCGGAGAGAAGCCCUACUGCUGCCUGGUCUGCGAGCUGCGCUUCUCCUCGCGCUCCAGCCUGGGCCGCCACCUCAAGCGCCAGCACCGCGGGGUGCUCCCGUCGCCCCUGCAGCCCGGCCCGGGCCUGCCCGCCCUGAGCCCGUCCUGCUCCGUGUGCUGCAACGUGGGGCCCUGCUCCGUGUGCGGAGGUGCGGGGGCUGGCGGGGGCGAGGCCCCGGAGGGGGUGGGCCCGGGCAGCUGGGGGUUGGCGGAGGCGGCGGCGGCCGCGGCGGCCUCGCUGCCCCCGUUCGCGUGCGGCGCCUGCGCCAGGCGCUUCGACCACGGCCGGGAGCUGGCGGCCCAUUGGGCCGCGCACACCGACGUGAAGCCCUUCAAGUGCCCGCGCUGCGAGCGCGACUUCAACGCCCCGGCGCUGCUGGAGCGGCACAAGCUGACGCACGACCUGCAGGGCCCGGGCGCGCCCCCCGCGCAGGCCUGGGCCGCGGGGGCAGGUUCGGGGCCCGAGACCCCCGGCGAGGGCGGCGCCGAGGAGGCGGGGGACGCCGGGCCGGCCUGGGACGGCGGGCUGCUCCUGGGCCGCGUGGGGGGCGGUGUGCCCGAGCUGGGGGGGCUGCUCCCCGGGGGCGGCGGGGAGGCGCCCCCACCGGCGGCCGCGGCGGAGCCCUCGGAGGACACCCUGUACCAGUGCGACUGCGGGACCUUCUUCGCCUCGGCCGCGGCGCUGGCCAGCCACCUGGAGGCGCACUCGGGGCCGGCCACCUACGGCUGCGGCCACUGCGGGGCGCUGUACGCGGCCCUGGCGGCCCUGGAAGAGCACCGACGGGUCAGCCACGGCGAGGGCGGCGGGGCGGAGGCGGCCGCGGCGGCCUCCGAGGGGGAGCCCGCGGCCGGGGAGCCCGCGGCCAGCUCGGGCCGCAGCAAGAAGAUCUUCGGCUGCUCCGAGUGCGAGAAGCUCUUCCGCUCCCCGCGGGACCUGGAGCGGCACGUGCUGGUGCACACGGGCGAGAAGCCGUUCCCGUGCCUCGAGUGCGGCAAGUUCUUCCGCCACGAGUGCUACCUCAAGCGCCACCGGCUGCUGCACGGCACCGAGCGGCCCUUCCCCUGCCACAUCUGCGGCAAGGGCUUCAUCACGCUCAGCAACCUCUCCCGGCACCUGAAGCUGCACCGCGGCAUGGACUGACCACGCCCCGCCGCCUGCGGCUGGACUCGGGGCCCCAGGGGGCCGCCCAAACCCAGACAGGGGGCCGCCCAAACCCAGACAGGGGCCCUGAGAUGAGGGGGCCCUGGCUGGAGAGAUGGAGCCACCAGAAACCCAUAUAGGCCCUGAGCUGGGCACCCCCAAAUCAAUGGGCCCCUACGCUGGGGAGACCAAGAAAUGGGCCUCUACAAGUCUAGUCACUCGAGGGCCCUAAUAAAAGACGGGCACCCCUCCCCAAGGGAAGCCUGCCCCCUCCCUGAGAGCCAUCAUUCCCAGCGACCUUGGUCUGGAGAGUGUAGGGGGACCAUGCCCCCGAAUCUCCCUGGAUCCCUCCAAAUGCACCCCCACAAUCACUGGUGCCCCUAGGUGAUGGAUAGAGCCAGAAUCUGCCUUCCCCCGUUGCAUUCCCUGUGCGGAAGGAGGACCAGGGUAGAUCCCCCUGCCCUCAGCCCACUCCCCAGUCAGGCCGCCCCCCCCUACUGCGGAAUGGGCCAACCCUAGUGAUCUCCCCACCCCCAAACACUAGACUAGGCUGGUUGGGCAUCCCCCCGCCCAGUAGGAUGGACUGGUCCAGAUGCGCAGCCUCCUGUCCACUGGAAUGGGCUGGCCCUGCUGUGGCCUGCACCACACCCUCUUCACAGCGGACACGGCAGACACGCCCCUCCUCUUCUGCGUCAUUCCGACCUGCGAGCUCACCUGAGCGGGAGCUGGCGGACACUGGGUCUCCUCCCACUCUGUCCUAGCACCUGUUGGUCUUCCCCUCUCUGUCGGUUUGUCUGUCUCUGUGUUCCUCCCAACCCCAAGGGAAAGGGGGGGCUGGCUAGGGGGUUCUCCCCAUGAGCCUGGACCUCACCCCCUCAUCCCAGUCCCCCGUGUCUCCCAAGACCCCAAUAAACCUCAUCCUGUCGGUCA